Selaginella moellendorffii is the source of this 1815-nucleotide messenger RNA. RefSeq names its product protein arginine N-methyltransferase 7. The transcript has 11 exons. The coding region runs from base 691 to 1815 and encodes 374 amino acids. The record is from RefSeq and is a predicted model, not a curated record. NCBI's taxonomy places the organism in Eukaryota, Viridiplantae, Streptophyta, Lycopodiopsida, Selaginellales, Selaginellaceae.
GGGUUUUAGAAGGAAGCAAUGCUCCAGCAGCGGGUGAAUGCGCUCACGGGGGAGAGCGAAUGGAUUCUCGUUGGCGAUGGAGGCGACGGCGGCGAUGCGAGCGAUCCCCUGGCAGAGAGCUCGUAUCUUGACAUGCUGAAUGAUCGCGCCAGGAACAGGGCAUUCUCUUCAGCAAUCGCGAAGCUCGGCCGCCAUGGCCAUGUCCUGGACAUUGGUGCUGGCACUGGGCUCUUGUCGCUCAUGGCUUGGCGGGCAAUGGAAGAGCAGUGCCAGGUGACUGCUUGCGAAUCUUUUCUUCCAAUGUACAAGCUGGCUCGCAAAGUUUGCCGAGACAAUGGGACGAUGGGAGCGAUCAAGCUGCUCCAUAUGGGCUCGGAUGAGAUCAAAGUCGGGGUGGACAUCUCUAGCAAAGCCGAUGCAUUGGUACGCUAAGUCUGUACACGUUCUUCUUCUUCGUUUCCUCUGGACUCUUUGUCUCUCCAGGUGUGUGAGAUUUUAGACUCGGAGUUGCUUGGAGAAGGGAUCAUUCCAAGUCUAAGGCACGCUCAUGAGCAUUUACUCCGGCCUAAUGCUGCCACAGUGCCAUAUCGAGCUACUGUGUAUGCCCAGUCGAGAGCGACUUUCUCUGGAGAUUGCACGACCUUCAAGGGGUAGAAGACCGGCUGCAGGACGGAUUGGCUUUCGCUCCCAAUGAUUUCUACUCUUACUUCAAGCACAGACAGCAUGCGUUUCGCGUUGAUGAAAUCCCCGCUUUCCGAGCCGUUUGAGGCCUUCGUUCUUGACUUCUAUAGAGCUCCAGAUGUGCGUGGAGAAUUUAAUCAAGCCGUGCAUGUCAACUUCUCUGGGACUGCUCACGCAAUAGUUUCAUGGUGGGUGCUGCAGCUUGACAAAGAUGGCCUGGUUUGCUACUCAACUGCUCCUCGUUGGAUCAGAGGGGCAAGCGAGUGGUGUGACCAUUGGAAACAAUGUGUGUGGUUUCUUCCUGGACAAGGUGUUUCGGUGGAGGAGCAGUCGGAGCUUCGCGUCGUAGUCAGCCAUGAUGAAGCGUCAGUGCGGUAUGACAUCAAUGGUGGUGUAUGCUGUAAUAGUUCAGCGUCUGGUUUCGAGCUGAGCCUACAAAGGUGUCGCAUGCUUGGUGACGGUAGCAGGCGUUCUAUCAUACAGUCUGCCAUUCAGAAAGCUCUUGGAGAACGAGAACUUGGAAACUGUCUCAUUCGGGAUGACGGCCUGAUGAGCGCCGUGUGUGCUCUAUCUACACCGCAUGGAUCCUGCCAUGUGGCUGGCUUGUUUCCAGGCUGUAGAAGAGAUGGCUUGAAGUACUUGGAGAGCGUCGCGAGCAAGCUGUCUACUAUACACAAAGACGUCAAGCAUCUCACUGGGGACGAUUUCAAGGGGCAUAAAGUGGAUGUUCUUCUAGGGGAGCCUUAUUACGCCACGUACGAGCAUGCGUUGCCGUGGAAGCAGCUUCGGUUUUGGUACGAGAGAACGACGCUAAGUCCGUUGCUAUCAGAGAACCCUAUUAUAGUUCCCUGCUUUGGAAUUCUCUAUGGGAUGGCUUGUCAUCUUCCUGAUUUGUGGCAAAGCCGCUGUCGCCUUGAAGAAGUCGAUGGCUUUGAUCACAGGUCAUUGACAAAACCGUUUUCGCUGCUCGAGUUCAACAUGCGUGAGGAAAUUCAGAGUCUAAGUGGAUUUGCAAAGGUUAGCGUUGUAAAGACUGGGCUCUGCCAUGGAGUUGUCCUGUGGAUGGACUGGGUGAUGGAUCCCGAGAACAAGGAUUUGGUACUUUCAACGGGACUUAUAAAUCCAAGUGGGUAA